Messenger RNA from Drosophila navojoa, 916 nucleotides. RefSeq lists its product as uncharacterized. The record is from RefSeq and is a predicted model, not a curated record. NCBI's taxonomy places the organism in Eukaryota, Metazoa, Arthropoda, Insecta, Diptera, Drosophilidae.
UUAUCAUAAAUUUUUCCAUUUUGGUUUCUUGGGAAAAUUUUCAAAAUUCCUAGUAUUUAUUUUUUUGUCUAAAAAAAAAACCCUCCAGUAAAUAUGUCGUUAUGGAAACAGACUUCUAAGGGAGCUCGUUGCCUGCUAGGACCAGCACGUAAUAUUGUUGUACGUCAGAGCUUUUCGAAGAAGCACAAUCCUACCCCUACUUGCAUGAACAAGAGCAAGAAGUCAGAGGAACAGUCCGCAAAGUGUGAAGAUACCCAUCCCAAGCCACGAGAUGCGAAGACAAUACGUCAAACCUUUCCCUUUUAUAACCUCGUUGAGUUCAGCCGAGAAUGCUGUCCUGACCCAUGCGCCGAUUCGUUUCCCCCCUUCGAUGUGUGUUUGUACAAGGAGUCGGACAAAAACAAGCGCAAGUACCAAGUCACCUGGUCGGAGUGUCCGCCAGUGGCGAUAAUGCCGAAGAAAAUUUGCUGCUUUGAAAAGAUUAAACGGGCACCCGUUAACCGCCGUGAUAAAAGUGAGAAGCCGGCCACAGCCUGCGAGCCACCGCCGUGCAAAAAAGCGACGCCUGCUGAACUAGGAUGUCCUAGGAUUAAGUUGCCGCGCUGCGGCCCAGCCCGGAUUCCACCCAGAUGCCACCGGGUCCGCUUCCCCUCAGAUUGCGUGAAAGUGAAGGCGCCGUAUCCGGCCUUCUCGGAGUGUGCGCGACCCAAGCUGCGCAAGAAGCGCAGGACCGAAUGCACCUGCCUAGCCGAGAUACCUCAAUGCGAGCUAAACAAAAUUUUGAAUAGACGCCUAGAAAGCGGAAACGUCAGCAUGAAUCCCUGCGAAAGGAAGCCUUGAUUGCAUAAAGGCAUUUUGGUUGAAUAUCUUUUAAAAAGACGACCGUGAAAUAAAUAAAUUUAUUUAUAACUGUGUA